Messenger RNA from Rubroshorea leprosula, 1790 nucleotides. The record is from the annotation of a GenBank genome assembly. Lineage: Eukaryota; Viridiplantae; Streptophyta; Magnoliopsida; Malvales; Dipterocarpaceae.
GGUAGCAUCUUCCUUCACAACAGAAAGAAUCCAGAUGGAAGUAGCCUCCAUUUCCACAGAUGAAGGGACAUUAUUAGCAUCACAGACUCACCUCAAUUUCACCUCUUUAGGGUUCCUCUUCUAUUAUGAAUCCCAACUCCUGCGUUCGAUCUGCGGCAAAUCCAUCAAUACCCAUCCUAUUCUCCCUCAACCUCUGUUUUUACCUCGUGAAGUAUCAACAUCUGAAAUAUUAUCCUGGUCAGUUUUGCGUAUGACAGUGUCUCUGGACCAUAAAUUCGCCAAUAUUGGAGUCUGAAUGGCCUGAACCUGCGUAUUCCUGCUCUGCAGACUGGCUUAUCUUUUGAGUGUCCACUGAAGAGGCAGCUCUUACUGAAGCAUGAGUACAGGGUGGAAAAGCGAUCUGCAUGGCACAUAAGGCACAGUUGCAUUGAUCUGCCUUGAUUCAGGCAACAUCCGUAAGAGCUCUUUCUCCUGCUCCUUAUCUCCUUGGCUCUCUCCAACUAUCUGAACCUUUCUUGCAGAAGAGCAAGGGAUGGAUGAACAAUUGCUGGAUCAAUCUGUCUAUCUUCACUCAUUCCAGCUAGGACUUAAGAUGAUUAUUUUAAUUCAUUCAUUCCAGCUAUUUGAUUCUGAAUGACUAAAAGUUGGAAUACAAAAGCAGCUGAGCUGCAAUGUGUAACAAGGCAGAGAUAUGUGGCCAUGUGAAUGGGUGAAAGUAUGUCCAGGGAAGAAAAUGGUCAGGAGCAAAAUCCAAAGAGAUGUGGAAGGUAGCAUUUGGAAGUGUUUCUUUAAGGAGAAUAAAAGACUGGGUGUGUUUUGUAUAGGCUUGUCACCGAGGGCCGCUGGUAUGCCUUUGGAGUCUUUUUGGUGGGGGAUUUGGUCGGAGCUUCCCAUUAUAUAUAGCUUUGAACAUUCUCCUUUUUCAUUUGUGGACAGCACAAAGCUUGAACACUGUGAACUCAAUUCGGAUUCUGAUGCUUUUAUCAAAGAAAACCCCUUUAUGGAGAGGAGAGAAAAGAAGAAUCAACCAAAGCCAAGCCCCUCUUUCUCUCUGUACAUGUUCUGUUUUGUCUUGAAGCUUUUGGAUGGAAAUGGCAUGGAAGAUGAAAGUUAAGAUAUUAGAUUGGAUCUGUGGUUGUUGGGGGAGUCAAAUUUGAAAAGCAAUAUAUAUCCUAAAGCUAGAGGUAGAGGUCUCAUUAUCCCAAACAAAAAAAUAGAACUCUCAUGGACUUAAAACAAGUGUUUAUUUCUCACAGGUAAAUAUUUUUUGCUGUUUGUUUUGAAUUGUUUCUAUUGUGCAGAUUUUGGGUGUCAAGAAUUUGGUUUAUUCUGGGCAUUUUGGGUGUUUUGCCAGUGUGAUUUCCAUUUUGAGGAAUGGUGGGUAUUAGGAUAUGAGAGGUGGGUAGUGUCGGCAAGAACAAGUUUUAAAACUUGCGGUCAUCCUCCAAGAGUCCGAUGACUCCACCGCAACUCGCGACCCCCUCCUUCCAUGGCUGUGGUCGAUAAAGAGGGCGCUGGACAAAUGGUACUCCGGUGACCACCCCAGUGCAGAUCUCGACAAGCUUCUUUCAGAUUGUAUCACUGCUUUCAAGCACAGUGUGCAGUACAGAAACGACAUAAGAUUUCUCAAGAUUUGGUUCGUUUAUGUAAUCAACUCUCUUCUCUCCUACGCUGCUUAAUCUUGGACUUAGUUAUCCCUUUGCAUGUAGAAAAUUGUUAAUUGAAUUGGAUUUUUUGGGUUUUGGCUUCUCUAUCAAAUUCAAUUACCUUAAUAAAGCAUCCAGCCUGAA